AUGACCGGGCGCGCGAGGGCACGAGCGCGAGGGAGGGCCCGCGGCCAGGAGACGGCGCAGCACGUGGGGGCUGCCGCAGGCCAGCAGCCUGGGUACCGGCCGCCGCGGCCGCCGCAGUCGCUGGCCGAGGGGGAGCUCGUCGGCCUGGGACGACAGAGAGGACCAGUGGGAGCAACAGCCAAGUCACAAGAACUCCAGAUUUCCGCCGGAUUCCAGGAGUUGUCCUUAGCUGAGAGGGGGGGCCGCCGCCGAGACUUCCACGACCUCGGGGUGAACACGAGACAGCACAUCGACCACGUGAGGGAGUCCAAGACAGGCUCCUCGGGCAUCAUCGUGCGGCUCAGCACCAACCACUUCCGGCUGACGUCGCGCCCGCAGUGGGCCCUGUACCAGUACCACGUGGACUACAACCCGCUGAUGGAGGCCCGCAGGCUGCGCUCCGCCCUGCUCUUCCAGCACGAAGACCUCAUCGGCAGGUGCCACGCCUUCGAUGGCACCAUCCUGUUCCUGCCCAAGCGGCUGCAGCACAAGGUGACUGAGGUGUUCAGUCAGACGCGCAACGGGGAGCACGUGCGGGUGACCAUCACACUCACGAACGAGCUCCCGCCCACGUCGCCCACCUGCCUGCAGUUCUACAACAUCAUCUUCCGGAGGCUGCUGAAGAUCAUGAACCUGCAGCAGAUCGGGCGGAACUACUACAACCCGAGCGACCCGAUCGACAUCCCCAACCACAGGUUGGUGAUCUGGCCCGGCUUCACGACCUCCAUCCUGCAGUACGAGAACAGCAUCAUGCUGUGCACGGACGUGAGCCACAAGGUGCUGCGCAGCGAGACCGUGCUGGACUUCAUGCUCAGCCUGUACCAGCAGACGGAGGAGCGCCGCUUCCAGGAGCAGGUGUCCAAGGAGCUGGUGGGCCUCAUCGUCCUCACCAAGUACAACAACAAGACGUACCGCGUGGACGACAUCGACUGGGACCAGAACCCCAACAGCACCUUCAAGAAGGCGGACGGCUCCGAGGUCAGCUUCCUCGAGUACUACAGGAAGCAAUACAACCAGGAGAUCACCGACCUGAAGCAGCCGGUGCUGGUCAGUCAGCCCAAGCGGAGGAGGGGCCCCGGCGGCACUCUGCCCGGCCCCGCCAUGCUCAUCCCGGAGCUCUGCUACCUCACAGGCCUGACCGACAAGAUGCGCAACGACUUCACCGUGAUGAAGGACCUGGCGGUGCACACGCGGCUGACGCCCGAGCAGAGGCAGCGGGAGGUGGGGCGGCUCAUCGACUACAUCCACAAAGAUGACAACGUGCAGAGGGAGCUCCGAGACUGGGGCUUGAGCUUCGACUCCAACCUGCUGUCCUUCUCGGGGAGGAUCCUGCAAGCAGAGAAGAUCCACCAAGGCGGGAAAACCUUCGAGUACAACCCCCAGUUUGCUGACUGGUCCAAGGAGACGAGGGGCGCGCCGCUGAUCAGCGUGAAGCCGCUGGACAACUGGCUGCUGGUGUACACCCGGCGGAACUACGAGGCGGCCAACUCGCUGAUCCAGAACCUGUUCAAAGUCACACCGGCCAUGGGCAUACAGAUGAAGAAGGCCAUAAUGAUCGAGGUGGACGACAGGACGGAGGCCUACCUGAGGGUCCUGCAGCAGAAGGUCACGUCGGACACCCAGAUAGUGGUCUGCCUGCUGUCGAGCAACCGGAAGGACAAGUACGACGCCAUCAAGAAGUACCUGUGCACGGACUGCCCCACCCCCAGCCAGUGCGUGGUGGCGCGCACCCUGGGCAAGCAGCAGACGGUCAUGGCCAUCGCCACGAAGAUCGCCCUGCAGAUGAACUGCAAGAUGGGCGGGGAGCUGUGGAGGGUGGACAUGCCCCUGAAGCUGGUGAUGAUCGUCGGCAUCGACUGCUACCACGACACCACGGCCGGGCGGAGGUCCAUCGCCGGCUUCGUGGCGAGCAUCAACGAGGGGAUGACCCGCUGGUUCUCCCGCUGCGUGUUCCAGGACCGGGGCCAGGAGCUGGUGGACGGGCUCAAGGUGUGCCUGCAAGCCGCGCUGCGCGCCUGGAACACCUGCAACGAGUACAUGCCCAGCCGCAUCAUCGUGUACCGCGACGGCGUGGGCGACGGGCAGCUGAAGACGCUGGUCAACUACGAGGUGCCGCAGUUCCUGGACUGCCUCAAGUCCGUGGGCCGCGGCUACAACCCCCGGCUGACGGUGAUCGUGGUGAAGAAGCGUGUGAACGCCCGGUUCUUCGCUCAGUCGGGAGGAAGGCUGCAGAACCCGCUGCCCGGGACGGUCAUCGACGUGGAGGUCACCCGCCCGGAGUGGUACGACUUCUUCAUCGUGAGCCAGGCGGUGAGGAGCGGCAGCGUGUCCCCCACGCACUACAACGUCAUCUACGACAACAGCGGCCUGAAGCCAGACCACAUCCAGAGGCUGACGUACAAGCUGUGUCACGUCUACUACAACUGGCCCGGUGUCAUCCGCGUGCCCGCGCCCUGCCAGUACGCGCACAAGCUGGCCUUCCUCGUGGGCCAGAGCAUCCACCGAGAGCCGAACCUGUCCCUGUCCAACCGCCUGUACUACCUGUAGCCACGGCGCGGCCACGGGGGGCCACGGCGAGCGGCGCUCCUCCUUCCCCGGGACGACUUUGGGGUUCCCCGCCUUAACUUUUUAACUGUUCUCUUCGUGGUUGAAACUUGGGGAGGGAAUUAGGGGGCCGAGAGUCUUAAUUCUAAGAUUGCUACUAACCUAUUUAUUUCACAGGUAGAAAUUAAGAUUUUAUAUUUUAAGUUCUUUGCCUCUCAAACAUAUAGUCAGGAGUUUUGUUUGUUUUUGAAGAAAAUGGGUGAGGCACUUUAUGGAUGGAGUCUCUCAAACCGUUUGAAAGUACUUUCAUGCGACAGAAAGUCCACUUGUAACCCACAUUAACCUUAGUUUGGGGAUGUUUAUUUUGAACGUGAAGGAGAAAAGGCACGAAGCAGGAAGCCCACUCCAGUCACAAGGCACGGCUUCACGUGGGCACGUCCUACUCAGGACAGAAGCCGCCACUGAAGGGCGCCCCCCAGGCACGGGAGGGCGGGACUGCGGAGAAAUAGGCCCGCGGGGUGGGUGUCAAGGAAGAACUGAAAACUCAAAUUUCUGUUCAAAGAAGCAUUUAACACCUUUUAGCAGCAGGCAGCCAGUGGUCUAUAUUAACGUUACUGUUUGUUUGGUUUUGCAAGUGGGCCUUCAUUCUAUUUAUUGUAAAAUAAAAUUGAAGUGAUGGU
Messenger RNA from Phyllostomus discolor (pale spear-nosed bat), 3263 nucleotides. It is a transcript of the gene PIWIL1, whose product is annotated as piwi like RNA-mediated gene silencing 1. The record is from RefSeq and is a predicted model, not a curated record. Gene Ontology annotation, molecular function: piRNA binding; protein binding. Gene Ontology annotation, biological process: regulatory ncRNA-mediated gene silencing. Lineage: Eukaryota; Metazoa; Chordata; Mammalia; Chiroptera; Phyllostomidae. The transcript is spliced from 20 exons. Gene Ontology annotation, cellular component: P granule. Bases 1 to 2586 code for a protein of 861 amino acids.